UUGUUGAUUCCAACGUGGAUAUGAUUAGCUGACAUGGCAAACAUGUGUGAAGCAUGACAUCCACGUAGUUAAGCAGACGACUGCUGCGUGUUACUCUGAGACCGCCACGCACCCAAACUACAUUCCCACGUGCCUAUAGAUUUCUACGUCUCGUGGGUCGUGGCCACCGUUCGAUCGAGUCUCUGUGGGGCGUUUUAUUACAAUCCUACGGCUUAAAUCAAACGAAAUACUCCGAUAGUGAUCUGUCUGAAAUUUAAAAAAAAACGCCGUUAUUUCAUUAAAGGUCUUUAAUCAUUGACAUCGUUCCACUGUCUUAAUGAGACAAUCCACUACGGACUUCCUAUCGUGCAACCGUGAUUUUCUUCUUUAUAAUACUCCCAUGCAAUGAUUAACAACCAGUAAAACAAAUACUUAAAUCACAGUGCACCUGGACACAACCACAGCAGAUUACACCUCGUCAGCAUGUUAUAAUGAACCUUGGCGUUAUUUAAGUCAUCUUCUUACGUUACAAUUCAUUCAUCCCACCGCUGGAUUUUUUCUUCGCCUCGAAACACUCAUUGUUAAUCUAUCUUCUUUUCACAAUAUUUAAUAAGUCGAAUCCGGCGAAUUGUAGUCUUAGGUUUUGUAAUUAAUAUAAUUUUAUUGGACGUGAAAUCUUAUCUCAUCGCCGAAGAAAGAUGGCCUAUGCAAAAAUAGGUUACGGUGGUACUUAUCUAGUGCACCGUGGCAUAUUGGAGUCCGAUAACAAUGCGAGAUCGCUUCCAUCUUCGUUUCCGAUCAAUCGCGAUGGUAAUCGCCGUAUCAACGUCGUAACGAUCUCGGCGUCUAUGGCGGAGGCGGUAUCGGAGAUAGAGAAACAGAGAGGAGGAAGAAGAAGCGGAGGGAGAGAUCGUAGGGAGGUGGAGGUGACGCGUGAGAAGCUGGACAGGUGGAUGAAGGAAUCUGUGACGGAGAUCGUGAAGAAUUUAAGUGAAGCGCCUUUGUUGGUCCAUCUGUACGCCGGAGAUGAGGAGAAGGGGACGGUGGUGGUGAUGAAAGCGGAGGAGUGGGCGGCGGUGAAGGGGAGAUGGAAGAGAGGAGAGGCGGAGAUGCCGGAUGGAAUGAUAUUCGUGGAGCAGUUAGGAGCGGGGGAUGAGGAAAACUGCGGUUGUGGCUUUGAAGGUGACGAUGGGACGCGUGCAUGGGGAUUGGUGGUGCAGGGGAAAGGAGUGGAGUGUGGGCCGGUUUGUUAUUUGCUAAAGACUACACGGGUUGGGUCAGGGUCAGGUCUGAGCAUGCAGUGUACCCAUUUCUGCUUAGCUAAGGUUUCGAGUUUUAGGGAGACGGCUGAGUCUCAGCUUAGAAAUUGUUGGCUCGUUGGAAAUUAACAAUGAAGCCUCUUCGGUUUCAUCGUGUGAAUAAUUGAAACUUAAUCUAGUGUGCAAUGUGUCUCAAAUUAUUCAUGCCUCUGUUCAACAAAGUCUUAGUGGCAUGUUCAACGAUAUAGUAAAAUAGUUUUAUGUUGUUCAGAAAAAAGUUAAAUAGUUUAUAGCUUUAUUUAUAUAUAUUUGACAUUUUUUUU
Brassica rapa (field mustard) is the source of this 1561-nucleotide messenger RNA. RefSeq lists its product as uncharacterized. The record is from RefSeq and is a predicted model, not a curated record. Lineage: Eukaryota; Viridiplantae; Streptophyta; Magnoliopsida; Brassicales; Brassicaceae.